UCCUGGCUGAUGAUGCUGCCCCAACAAUAUGGCUGUUAGUUGUAAAAGCCACUGGGAAUUAAUCUUCCCUUUCAUUCCCAUUUAUCACUCCUGCCCUUUUAUGUAAGGAGAGUUUUAGUGCGGUUGCAAUGCAGACUCAUUCUGUGGGGUCCUGCCUGCUGCUGUCCUUUGACAUGCAGAUAUUUGACAUGAGCCUUCAGCUACUCCACGCUGCUUCUUUUGGCUUCUAGAAACUCAGCUUCGCAAACUGUAAAGGGUUACUGCAGAGUCAGGAAAACAGAGAAGAUGAGGUCUCUGCAGUGAUAUGAAACCUUCACGUUGCACGUGUGCAGUUUGUUUUCACACAUUCAUCUGCCUGUCAGACACUAUUAGUGAGAACAUAAAAUUAUAUGGAGGGGUAGGGCUGUAGCUUUUGUCUUUUUUAUGCUAAGGCAAAUUGAGGAUAGCGAGAUGAUGCCAAGUCAAAAUAAGCAUAUCUGUAACUCUUUUAGGGCUAGCACUAAAAUAAAAAUGAGAUGUGACAAGGGUCUAAAGCAAAUGGAAAUUAUAAAGCUGAAAACACAAAUGUGAAAGACGAAUGAUUCCUGUUAACUUCUGUCUGUAUUGAAAAAGACUAUGUCAAGAACAGGGUUUAAAUUUUUUUGGCUGCCCACUUGCAUGGGACAGAAUGUAGUUAAAACAAUUAAUGUAAAAGCUUAUUCCUAAGCAGGCAUAUGUCUGGAGAAAUAAAGGACUGACACAGCACCACAGGCUCAUGGUGGGUGGAGUGGUGGUGCUCCUGCACGCUGGAUCAGGUUCUGGCCUUUUCUACCUGCAGAAAGCGAAAGUGUUUCUAAUGAUUUCAACAGAGCAAUAUUGCACAAAGAUUUUUAUAUGAAAAAAAUCGGAUUGAAAGUGGCAAGCAUGAUGGGAAUACAGUCUUUCAGAUUAUUUGCUUUGAUUUCCCCCUUUGUUUUAACCACUUCCUGGCCAGCGUGCAGCAAGAACAAAGCCAUGGUCAUCUUAAAUGAUUUUCUAGGCAUUUUAAGAGAUGCUCUUGCAGCAUAGAUGAAGCAUUAAUGUAGUAUCGCUUCGGUGUGCCUGGGGGAUUUAUGUUGUGUUGAUUCAGUGAUGAAUCAAGUAGGCAAUAUCCAGUGCUGUAAGUGGUACUGCUAACAUUGUUGGAGAGGGGCUGGAACAGCUGGCAGGGGAAGGACAGGGAUGCAGCUGCAGCAAAGGGGUGGCGGAAGAACAGGUCACAGCCCAGAAGCUUUUGCUUCCUCAGUGGGAGAGCCUAUAUGAAGACCUGUGUGGAUGAUGUUAUAAGAAACAGAAGGUGCAUGCAGCACAGAUGCCAGCCUUCUCCAAGGAGUAACCUCUUCAUCCCCAAGUGACACUAGCUCCUGCUAGUACCAUGGGGCCAGAGGGUGGUUUCUUAGGCAGUGGACAGAUCCACAUCAUCCUGUGGGGGAGUUUGGCAGCCAUGACAACACUUUUGUUCCUCACCUUCCUCAUCUUCCUUUGCUCCAGCUGCAACAGGGAAAAGAAGGCCAGACAUCAGAAUGGAGAUCAUGAAAAUCUGAUGAAUGUGCCUUCCGACAAGGAGGUUUUCAGCCAUUCCAUCACAAGUUCGGCUACAGAGCCCCCCCCAGACAGCGAACAGAACGGGGCACUCAGCAACGGUGAGGUUCUUUCCGAAGACAGUACAACUGCCUGUAUCCAGCCUUAUGAAGAAGUACAGACAUCUGAUCUACCAGAUCAACAGGAUAGUCUUGGAAAGUCUAUAAAAUGUCACCAGAGCCGGGAACUACCUAGUAUUCCCCCUAACACAACCAUGGAAACCAUCAUCUCAGCUAGAAAUGCAGAAAGUGACCAAGGUCUCGGAAUGGAAGGGCCUUAUGAAGUCUUGAAAGACAGCUCCUCUCAGGAGAACAUAGUUGAAGACUGCUUGUAUGAAACUGUGAAGGAAAUUAAAGAUGUUGGAGCAGUAGUCAGCAUGGAAGGGAACUGUAACAGCAAAUCAAAGACUUCACUGACAGUUUCUGAAGGUCAGAAUCAGAUUCCUGAGUGCAGAAUUGAAUCAGCAGAAUAUGCAUCUGUUGACCGAAAUAAGAAGAGUCGCCAAAGUGCUAAUUCAGAAAGUCCUCUUGACAACAUACCAGAUGUAGAGGAUGAGCUUCCCCCUCCGGUACCCAUGAAACUUCUUGAUGAAAAUGAGAAUGUGCAAGAAAAACAAGUGGAAGAAGAAGUGACAGAAGGGGCAAGUAAACCAGAGAAGAGGCUUAGUUCAGUGUCUUACAAGUCUCGAGAGGAAGAUCCAUCUCUUACAGAAGAUGAAAUCUCCGCCAUGUACUCGUCAGUGAGUAAGCCGGGACAGGCCGUCAAGGCACUGGAUUCUCCUUACACCUGUAUUCAAGAAAUUGCAUCUCAGAGGUCCCCGUCUAUUUGCAGUGGCCUCUAUGCAAGUGUGAAAGACUUUGAGAACACCCUAAAUUCUACCACUGUGCCUCAGUCAGCGGACAGACCAAACGGGGAGCUGGAGCCGGACUAUGAAGCUAUCCAGUCAGUGAGCCAAGAAGAAGACAGGACCUUGUCUGUGCCUAACACAAACCACACUGCUCUUUCAGGAGAGAAUGACUAUGAGAGCAUAGGGGACUUGCAGCACCACAGGGAAUUCACCAGACUUUAACUUCUCUGGCAGCAGAUUUCUCUGCUGGUAUUUUCAAAGGAACAAGUGAAACAUGGAGAGGGAAGUGCUUCUCCUUUUGAGGAACAAAGCUAAGUAUAGAACACAAUUUGAGAAGAGGCAAUGUAUGUUUCAGCCAGGGUGUGACACCUGCUAGGUUAACCUGGAUGGUGGACUGAGGCUUAUGGCAAAGGGUACGUCAGGUCAGAAGGAUGACCAGGACAACGUAAAGGUUUCUUUAUUGCUAGCUCUGAGGUGACCAGAAUUCAGGAAGAAGUGAGUGCCAUGCUUGGUGUCCCAAUAGGAUUACAUACCAAAAAGACUGCCUUUACACAAAGCUAACUUCUCAUUUUGAGAGAUUAUUUUUUUUCGAAGUGUUUUUCAAGCAUCAUUUUUCAUUCCAGUUUGGGCAUCCACAAUGUUGAGCAAACCAUGGAUCAUUGUACCUCAACUCAGACUUGCUUUGCAAGGCUGGGGAAGGUGCACUCACUUCUGUGUUUUUUGCGGAGCUCUGUCCACAUUCAUUGCAACUAAAGUGCAAACAACAGUACUUCACAAGGGACCUACUCCAAAUGUACUUGAAUUAAUUCUGUUGGCUUUUUCUUUCUUUUUUUUUAAUGUCAAGGGUUGUAGAAUGUGACCUGCAGUAUUUGAGAUGUGUACUGGUAUUUGUAGGGGUUUUGUUUGAUUAUUUGUGAAAUACCACUUGAAAAUGGCAACUGUCAGCCUUAGUGUUCUUGCCAUGUUUCCCUUACAUGCAGAUAAAUACCUACCCACGCAC
Messenger RNA from Chiroxiphia lanceolata (lance-tailed manakin), 3446 nucleotides. It is a transcript of the gene PAG1, whose product is annotated as phosphoprotein membrane anchor with glycosphingolipid microdomains 1. NCBI's taxonomy places the organism in Eukaryota, Metazoa, Chordata, Aves, Passeriformes, Pipridae. Gene Ontology annotation, cellular component: membrane raft; plasma membrane. The coding region runs from base 1394 to 2668 and encodes 424 amino acids. The record is from RefSeq and is a predicted model, not a curated record. Gene Ontology annotation, biological process: negative regulation of T cell activation; intracellular signal transduction. The transcript has 9 exons.